Cuscuta campestris is the source of this 4820-nucleotide messenger RNA. NCBI's taxonomy places the organism in Eukaryota, Viridiplantae, Streptophyta, Magnoliopsida, Solanales, Convolvulaceae. The record is from the annotation of a GenBank genome assembly.
GGCCUGGGAUUUUGAUGACUCGCCUAUUCUUUUCUUCCGCAUGAAUUGCUGUUUCAAAUUUUCAAUUCAUCUUCUCCGACUUUCAUCUCCCUCAAUCCAUCACUCCAUAUUCUUCUUCUUCUUCCUCCUCCAAUCUCAAGCCUUCGAUUCUCCUCUUCGGACGUAGUUCUUCAGAUGCAGCUAGCGCCACCGAGUCCCAUCCAUAGUCCGCCGUCUUCUGGCGUAUCUGGACGCCUUUCUCCCAAUUAUCCAGUCAGCCGUACGCCGGCUGUAGUGUCCCGCCGCCAGACGCUCGAUUUCUCCACAGGUUCUCAGCGUCUCCAUGCUCCAUAUAGCUCUUUAGGUUUGGCUCUAUUAUGAUUGUAGAUAUGUUGGCAUCGAGUGAUGCCUUAUGGAAAUCUGGCCCAGAUUUCUCCAUCUUAGGGAAUUUUCAUUCUAAACAACAAGGUAGAUCUUAUAGAAGAGAUGCGUGGAGUGGAUAUUCUAGGAGGCCUUUCAGUGGUUUGCUUAAGUCCUGGGUGAUUGGGAGAUUUGUUCCCGUGCAUCUCUUCAUUCCAUGCCCAGCUAAAGUUGGACACAAGGGCGUGAAGUGUUUCAGUUUUGUUGAGGAGCCGUGGCUAUUGCAGCCGCCUUUGGUUUCUAAUCAAUUUUCAGAAUCAGAUGGUGGUGAUGGUUUCGGUACACAGCUUUCCACCGCUGAUGCAGGGGAAUCUGGAAUCGAAUAUCGGGUUGAAGUUGCUACAACAGACAAGAAGAGUGAAAUUCCGGUAGCCUCUUUUGAAUCAGGUUUUCCUGUUGAGGAGCCCUGGCUGGCUGAAUCAACGAUCGGUUAUUCUUUUUCUAAUGUCAACAUGACCCUUGAUGUGUCUGCUUGUGAAGAACAGACUAGAAGUGCGGAAAAUCGCCACACAACGGUUCCAGUAGCCUCUGUAGAAUCACGUUAUCCUGUUGAGGAGCCCUGGCUGGCCGAAUCAAUGAUCGGUUAUUCCAUUUCUAAUGUCAAAAUGGCCUCUGAUGUGUCUACUUGUGAAGAACAUUCUAGAAGUGCGGACACAACAGGAAAAGAGAAUGAGUGUCGGGUUGAAGUUGCUACAACAUAUAAGAACAGUGACAGUCCAGUAGUCUCCUUUGAAUCAGGAUAUCCUGUUGAGGAGCCCUGUCUGGCUGAACCAAUGAUUGAUUAUUCCAUUUCUAAUGUCAAAAUGACCACCGGUGUGUCUACUUGUGAUGAACAUUUUAGAAGUGAGAAAGCUUACCACACAAAAGGAAAAGAGCAUUUUCAAGAAUAUGAGAAGCAAUUACCUCUUGAGAACACUGUAAUUACCGGGGAUAACUCAGUUAACACAGUUAUAUUGAUAAACUCAUCUGUUUGCACAAUGCAAAGGAUUGCUGUUUUAGAAAAUGGGAGAUUAGUAGAAUUGUUGUUGGAGCCUGUAAAAAACAAUGUGCAAUGUGAUAGUGUGUAUCUAGGCGUAGUUACCUGCUUAACCCCCCAGAUGGGUGGUGCAUUUGUAAAUAUUGGCAACCACCAAUCUGCAUUUAUGAACAUAAAUAUUCAUAAGGAGCCAUUCAUAUUUCCUCCAUUUUCUGAUGAUAGGGGCCGAGAAACCAUUGCCCAUGAGUCUGUCAAGUUUGGAGAAAAUUCAGAUCUUGAAACUGGAGCUACUUUAGAUGAAGUUAUAGAGGAUGAUGACAUAGAUGAUGACCCUGCCGAAUAUUUACAAGAUAAUUUUGAUCAGCAUGAAAAUCAUGAUACUGAUAAAAAUGUAGACUUUAGAGGAAAUGGUACGGAAAGUGAUGGUCAUGGUAUUCAGAGACACCAUCUUAAGAAAAAUCAUAAUCAUGAUAUUAGUAAAAGAAUGUGGGCGCAGGUUCAGAAAGGUACAAAAAUAAUUGUACAAGUUACUAAAGAAGGACUAGGUAGAAAGGGCCCCUCAGUCACUCCAUAUCCACGAUUACGAAGCAGGUUUUGGGUUUUACGUGCUAGCAGCAACACAAUAGGGAUUUCAAAGAAAAUAUGUGGUCCUGAGCGCACUCGUCUGAGGGGAAUAGCAGAGACCUUACAGCCUCCAGGUUUUGGCAUUACUCUAAGAACUGUUGCUGCGGGUCAUUCAUCAGAUGAAUUAAAGAAGGAUCUGGAAGGUUUGGUCUCAACUUGGAAAAGCAUAAGGGAGCAUGCAAAGUCUUCUGCUCUUGCUGCCGAUGAAGGAUUAGAUGGAGCAGUUCCGGUUAUGCUUCACCAGGCCAUGAGUCAAACACUAUCUAUUGUCCAGGAUUAUUUUAAUGACAAGGUUAAGAGCAUGGUGGUUGAUUCUCGAAAGAUAUAUCAUGAGGUUAAAAAUUAUCUUCAAGAAAUAGCUCCUAAUCUUUGUGACAGAGUUGAAUUAUACAUCAACGAAGCUCCACUCUUUGAUAAAUAUGAGAUUGAGGGAGAAAUAGAUAACAUUCUUAUUAACAGGGUUCCCCUUUCUAAUGGAGGUUAUCUGGUUAUAGAACAAACAGAGGCGUUAUUCUCUAUCGAUGUUAAUGGUGGUCAGUGUAUGAUUGGGAAUGGGACAUCCCAAGAGCAAGCAAUUCUUGAAGUCAACCUUGCAGCAGCGAGACAAAUUGCUAGGGAAUUGAGGCUGAGAGAUAUUGGUGGUCUUAUUGUUGUGGACUUCAUAGAUAUGGUGGAUUAUUCAAAUAAAAGGUUGGUCUACGAAGAAAUGAAGAAGGCUGUUGAAAGGGAUAGAUCAACUGUCAAUGUGUCUGAGUUAUCCACGCAUGGACUUAUGGAAAUUACAAGGAAAAGAGUUCGACCAAGUGUGCCAUUUAUGAUCAGUGAACCCUGCAGUUGUUGUUAUGGCACUGGGAGGGUGGUAGCUUUGCAGACUGCAUUUUCCAAAAUUGAGCGUGGAAUUUCUCGUUUUCUGUCAAGGAUGAAUGAGAAAGCAAACCCUGAAGAUCCCGUUUCGUGGCCCAGAUUUAUUCUCAUGGUUGAUCAGUACAUGUAUAACUAUUUGACUCAAGGAAGGAAGACAAAGUUAGAUAUAUUGAGUAGCUCUCUCAAAGUUUGGGUUGUACCGAAGGUAUGUGUGAUAAACUUUACAAUUUUGGACUUUUUAAGCUCAGUAAUUUUAUGGAUAUCUGGUGGCUGUUAUUGCUCUGAAUGCAUGAUCUAACUGUAUACACGUAAGUGACGUAACUCUCAAUGCAUCCCAUCUCAUGUAUCUCCUAUUCAUGCAUGCACGAGUGCAGACAGAAGGUAUUUGUAGCUUAGGGGUUGAUCUGUUCACCUUGCUUCUUUCUAUGAAGUUAUGGGUAGUAAAUGUAGCAAUGCAUCUUCAAUCUCAAGGAAACAAAUUUUCUGCUUUCUUUCCAUCAUCUCUGAUGGAGCCAAAGAUUAACUAUUUUUUGGUUUUUGGGUAUGAUGGAAUAAAGCAAAAUGAGCCUUUAAACUGUUUGCACUUCUUUUAUAGUGAAGUAGUUGUUUGCCAAUGCAUCGUUCGAUGCUCAUCCUGGGUCAUCUGGAAACAGCGGCUCCAUGUUUCAAACAUAGGAGUCAGACUGCGUACAUCCGACCCCCUUUAUCCCAUAAUGGGCGAGAACAUUUGAGACACGGGUAAUGUUGUUGUACCCGAGUAAAGUUGCAUACAUCUUGACCCAGACCCCAACGGAGAGCAUACUGGGUUUGUCUAUUCCUAUUCAGGUAUUCAGAUAACACCAGACUUGACCAGAAACUAUCAGGCCAGAUCAGGUGUUAUAUUUUAGACUGGAAAAAUAGAUAAGAUUAGAAACAUUCAAACCAGAUCAAACUAGGACAGAAGGAUUUAGACCGGACCAAAUCUUAAAACACUGGCAAAUAUAGUUAUAGACUAAAUAUGGAAAAUAUAGUAUAAAUAAAAAAUAAAUUUAAAAUAAUGCAAAAGGAUUCAUGACUUUUAAUAGCUCUGCUGUAUUAUAAAAGUUAAAAAGUUCAUCUUAAUCAAACACAAUCUUUUUUAGGAAUAAAGGGAGUAUGAAACAAAAGUAAAAGAUUACAAGAAUUUGUAAGGAAAAUAAGUGAAGAUUUCUAUAUACUGUUGCAACUUAAUCGUCACUUUAGGUUGUAUUGUCCAGGUUGCCAAAGGUUUUACAAGGGGUGCCUUUGAGUUGAAACCCAUGACAAGUGAUAAAGAGCAUGGUGAGAAACGACGAUAUUUGCCUCCCAUUUCAGCAUUAUGUCCUUUAGAGCCGGCUGAGAGGUUGCCUAAGAAAGAGAUGUUUCAGUUCCGCAUAAAAAACUCACACGCCAGUGGAAAAUGACAGUUGCAUCAUCCUCGUUCAGCCUAUGCAGAGUCAUAAAGCAAGAGAAGCGCACACUGCUACAAAACAAAACAAACUGUCCAAAGAGUUAUGCGAUUGAUUGCAAAGACUUAAUCCUCAAACACGCGACUCGGUUCGUACCUCACUAUACACCAAGUGGGCAAUAGGUGGGGGUGCUUCGUUUUUCGUCCUUCCAAUUAAUGAGAGAAACCUCUGUAAGCAAGCAGUGUUGGGAAUCAACAGCAACAUCGACGUGACAAAAACAUCCAAGUAAGUAUAGGGUUUUGACUUCUGUUCUAUUUCAUGUGCUGUUGGUAGGGGUUCCACAUUGUAUAUCUAUCUUGGUGCACAGCAAAAAAUCAUACAAGUUUCUGCAUAUUCAUUUACUAAAUAUUGGAAGCUCUAUUUCAGGAACCAACAACCCUGCAUAUCAAUGUGUCUUAAAAGUUAAAACUAGUCUUUUUUUUAAUGGCAUUUGAAGAAUUUGAUCAAGAAACUAACAGCAAAACUGUAAUGACAUUGUACUGGUUUACCUA